UACAGUCCAGAGCUCGGACGCUCACUUCUAUCAUUCCUCUCAUUCUCUCUGCUCUCUGUCCACCUCGCUCGUCCCAUCUCCUCUCCUGUGGACAGACGCGGGGACGCUUGUCUUCAUCACUCGUCCUCCAGUUGUGGGACAGUUGACAGUUGACAAACUACUGUGUGUGUGUGUGUGUUGUGAUCAGCUGACUGAUUUGAGCUGACAUCCCACUCAUGAAUUCUUUCCGACGUUACCACGGUGACCGACGACCUUGGUGGCAGCGGCGGUUUCCACAUCAUGUUUUGAGACUUUAGAGGGCAUCUUACUUGGCUACGUAAACGAAAAAAAAGGAAAAAACUUUGUUGCCAUAGUGACCAGGAUGCAGGUGUCCAUUGCGUGUAACAUGGGAGGCGGCGGCGCGGUGAGCGAGCACCCGCUGAAGGAGCGACGGGCGGCGGUGGCGGCGAACACCAACAGCGCCCUCGUGUGUCAGUCAAAGGUCAGGUCCGAGUCAUCGGGCAGACACACCCUGCUAGGCCACGCCCACAUGAAGGAGGCCCUUGGGCGUCAUGGCAACAUGAAGUACAGGAAUCUUGGGAAAUCUGGACUGAGAGUGUCCUGUUUGGGCCUGGGAACAUGGGUGACGUUUGGCUCUCAGAUCUCUGAUGAGAUGGCGGAGAGUGUCAUGACGACGGCUUACGACAGUGGCGUGAACCUGUUUGACACAGCAGAGGUGUACGCCUCAGGCAGGGCGGAGACUACUCUGGGGAACAUCCUGAAGAAGAAAGGAUGGAGGAGGUCCAGUUAUGUGGUGACCACUAAGAUCUACUGGGGAGGACAGGCAGAGACAGAGCGAGGGUUGUCACGGAAACACAUCAUAGAAGGUCUGCGCGGCUCCCUCUCCAGGUUACAGUUGGACUACGUCGACAUUGUCUUUGCCAACAGGAGUGACAUCAAUGCACCGAUGGAGGAGGUGGUCCGGGCCAUGACGUUUGUGAUUGAUCAGGGUUUGGCGAUGUAUUGGGGAACAUCACGCUGGAGCGCAGUGGAGAUCAUGGAGGCCUACUCUGUAGCCAGACAGUUUAACCUGGUUCCUCCAGUGUGUGAACAGGCCGAGUAUCAUUAUUUCCAGAGAGAGAAGGUGGAGCUUCAACUGCCAGAGCUCUACCACAAGAUAGGUGUCGGAGCAAUGACCUGGUCUCCGUUAGCUUGUGGUCUGCUUACAGGAAAGUACAAUGAGGGCAUCCCUGAGAGCUCCAGGGCUGCCAUGAAGGGCCAUGCGUGGCUGAAGGAGCGACUCUGCAGUGAUGAGGGGAAAAAGCAGCUCAGUAAAAUCAAAGAGCUCCACCUGCUGGCGGAGAAGCUGAACUGCACACCUGCUCAACUCGCAAUAGCAUGGUGUCUCCGCAGUGAGGGCGUCAGCACGGUUCUCCUCGGAGUCUCCAACACAGAACAGCUGCUGGAAGACCUCGGUUCUCUUGGGGUCCUGACUCAGCUGACCCCGCCCCUCAUCACAGAGAUGGACGCGUUGCUCGGCAACAAGCCACGAAACGCCAAGAAGGAGGGGCGUACCUGAGUUGACGGCCCCGACCCACAAAGAUGAGACAAGGAUGGCCGCCUUGUCGUCAUGGAGACGGGAGCAUGUUGACGUCCGUCCACAGAUAGUAUUUGGUUGGGGGGUGGGGGGGCCACAAAAUCCACCGGGAAGCAUUGGCACAACAAUACAGAAAUGCAUGACGACGCAAAUAUGAUAAUCAAUAACUUUAUCUAAAGUGAAAUGAAUGAAAGGAAUGAUACGAUAAUGUCACGAUAUCGCAAAUAUCAAUUUUUAUGCUUAUCCACAAAAAGUUUAACGUUUAUUAGUGACAAAAAAAACUUGGUGUCUCAAACAUCAUAUUCCACCGUUAACAGGGAAGAACUUUUUGUGAACUGUUUGUUUGUUUUUUGAAAUAAUAACAACCUCAUACUGGAGUCCGCCUUCAAGCAACACUGUGACAGCAAGAGUUGUCGCCACGGUAGCACGCAUCACCACGGCAACCU
Messenger RNA from Solea solea (common sole), 2022 nucleotides. Its product is annotated as voltage-gated potassium channel subunit beta-3-like. Gene Ontology annotation, molecular function: voltage-gated potassium channel activity; potassium channel regulator activity; transmembrane transporter binding. Gene Ontology annotation, cellular component: membrane; voltage-gated potassium channel complex; cytoplasm. NCBI's taxonomy places the organism in Eukaryota, Metazoa, Chordata, Actinopteri, Pleuronectiformes, Soleidae. The transcript has 14 exons. Bases 362 to 1558 code for a protein of 398 amino acids. Gene Ontology annotation, biological process: regulation of potassium ion transmembrane transport; potassium ion transport. The record is from RefSeq and is a predicted model, not a curated record.